UAGAAAUCGAAAAACCUGUAGGCUUUUCAAGGCGCCAUGCUGAGUCGCUCGGUCCUCCUCGCAUGCAUCGCAGCGUCGGCGUCAGCCUUCGCUCCCAGCAGGCUCCCAGGCCUCUCGUCUCCUCGUCUCUCUGCUCCUGUUUCCAACAGAGCAGCUCCCAAGUCCUCGGUCAAGAUGAUGGGCAUCUUCGACGACAUCAUGAAGGCCUUCGGAGGAAUGGGAGGAGGGUCAGACCAGGUCAACUGCGGUAUCAACGGCUUCGGUCGUAUCGGUCGUCUUGUUGCCAGGAUCAUGAUCGAAGAUCCUGAGUGCAAGCUUCUCCACAUCAAUGCUGGGUCUGCCACCCCCGACUACAUGGCUUACCAGUUCAAGUAUGAUUCCAUUCACGGAAGGUUCAAGGGAAAGGUUGUGGUUGACGGAGACGAUCUGGUUAUCAACGACCAGCGCAUCGUGACCACCAGGGCUCGUGAUCCUAAGGACAUCGGAUGGAGCAAGACUGGAGUCGAGUACCUCUGCGAGUCUACCGGAGUCUUCCUGACUGCUGAGAAGGCGCAGCCCCACAUUGAUGCUGGCGUGAAGAAGGUUGUGUUUUCUGCUCCAGCCAAGGACGACUCCCUCACUGUUGUCAUGGGAGUCAACCCCGAUGACUACAAGGGCCAGACCGACUUCGUCUCCUGCGCCUCCUGCACCACCAACGGCCUUGCGCCCCUUGUGAAGUGUAUCAACGACAAGUGGGGAAUCGAGGAAGGCCUUAUGACCACCAUCCAUGCCAUGACUGCCACUCAGGCUGUUGUUGACUCGUCCUCCAGAAAAGAUUGGCGUGGGGGUCGUGCUGCCUCCGGAAACAUCAUCCCCUCCUCCACUGGUGCUGCCAAGGCUGUUGCCAAGGUUAUCCCCGACGUCAAGGGCAAGCUCACCGGCAUGGCCUUCCGUGUCCCCACCAUCGAUGUCUCAGUGGUUGACCUCACCUGCCGCCUCAAGACUGAUGCUACCUACGAGGAGAUCUGCGCUGAGGUCAAGCGCAGGGCCAACGGAGACAUGAAGGGCUUCCUUGGCUACUGCGAUGAGCCUCUUGUUUCCACUGACUUCGUGUCUGAGCCAACUUCCUCCAUCUUCGACGCGGAGGCCGGCAUCAUGCUCAACCCUCGAUUUGUCAAGCUCGUGGCAUGGUAUGACAACGAGUGGGGCUACUCUUGCCGUGUCAAGGACCUCAUGAAGCACAUGGCCAAGGUGGACGCCAAGAUCGCAGCUUAAUCUGCUAUAUUCUUUGCUAAGGUGGAAUCGCAUAACAUAAAAUUCAUCCGAUGUCUCGGGCCAUUUCA
Messenger RNA from Guillardia theta CCMP2712, 1322 nucleotides. RefSeq names its product GAPDH, chloroplast-targeted (gene GAPDH). Gene Ontology annotation, biological process: glucose metabolic process. The record is from RefSeq and is a predicted model, not a curated record. The coding region runs from base 37 to 1254 and encodes 405 amino acids. The transcript is spliced from 5 exons. Lineage: Eukaryota; Cryptophyceae; Pyrenomonadales; Geminigeraceae. Gene Ontology annotation, molecular function: oxidoreductase activity, acting on the aldehyde or oxo group of donors, NAD or NADP as acceptor; NADP binding; NAD binding.